Messenger RNA from Vanessa tameamea, 2564 nucleotides. RefSeq names its product Presenilin (gene Psn). Gene Ontology annotation, molecular function: aspartic endopeptidase activity, intramembrane cleaving. Lineage: Eukaryota; Metazoa; Arthropoda; Insecta; Lepidoptera; Nymphalidae. The coding region runs from base 179 to 1675 and encodes 498 amino acids. The record is from RefSeq and is a predicted model, not a curated record. Gene Ontology annotation, cellular component: dendritic shaft; neuronal cell body; nucleus. Gene Ontology annotation, biological process: membrane protein ectodomain proteolysis; calcium ion transport; amyloid-beta metabolic process. The transcript is spliced from 9 exons.
ACUGUAGAACGUUGUAGGUGUCAAUGUCAGUUGUCUUGGUUGUCACUAGUAUUUUGAGUACAGGAUUCGAUGAUAGCAAAAUUCAAUGAUCGUAUAGCAUUAUUAUCACUGCAUUACUUUAUUUGAAAUGUUGGGACCAGAAAUCUAAUAUGAUACCAAAGUUUGUGAUUAUUUAUGAAUGAGUGACACCUGUAGCGACACAGAAGCGACCGAGCACACUGCACUCAUGGAUGGCCACAUAGCUGAAGCCCGACCCGAUAGGGAGAUCGCUGAACGGAUUGCUAGGAAACGAAAGACGAAAUCCGAAACACAGCGUAAUUAUGGUAGUGUGUCAGCAUCACAAAGUAGUCGAUCCAGUGCAGUGGGCAGAUCAGGUCAAAACCGUCGUGCGGCUUCAGGUGAACAUCAGGUUGAAGAGCUGGAGCUUAAGUAUGGAGCAAGACAUGUUAUCAAACUCUUUGUUCCUGUGACCUUAUGUAUGAUAGUUGUUGUUGCCACCAUAUCGUCCAUCAGCUUCUAUUCAGUCAAAGAUGUAUACUUAGCAUAUACACCAUUCCAUGAGGAGACUCCAUAUGCAUUGACCAAAGUAUGGAAUGCUCUUGCCAACUCUAUGAUCUUAUUGAGUGUCAUAGCUUUGAUGACUGUGCUACUCAUUGUUCUAUAUAAGAAGCGAUGUUACAAAGUCAUUCAUGGCUGGCUUAUCUUAUCUUCUCUAAUGCUACUCUUCUUGUUUUCAUAUUUAUAUAUAGAAGAAGCAUUAAGAGCAUACAACAUACCUAUGGAUUAUAUUACAUUAGCAUUUGUAAUGUGGAAUUUUGGUGUGAUGGGGAUGAUAGUUAUACACUGGAAAGGUCCACUACGCCUUCAGCAGGCAUAUUUAAUAUUUAUUGCAGCUUUGAUGGCAUUAGUGUUCAUUAAAUAUAUGCCCGAGUGGACUACAUGGGCUGUACUUGCUGUUAUUUCUGUUUGGGAUUUAAUAGCAGUAUUAACGCCAAAAGGACCACUUCGAAUAUUAGUAGAAACAGCUCAGGAGCGAAAUGAGUCUAUAUUUCCAGCACUAAUUUAUUCAUCGACCGUCAUGUACUGCUUGGCGGCGACCGGCACAGGCGAAGGUGAGACGCCGCCGCGCGAGCUGUGCCCGCUCAACCCACGCGACCACGGAUCGGAAGAUAAUGGCGCGAGUGGAGAGAGCGCGGCUGAGCGUGCGGGUGCGGGCGAGGGGGGCAGCGGUGCCGGCGGCAGCGGGGCGGAUGGCGCGGGCGGCGGGGAGGCAGGCUUCGACGCAGCGUGGCGCGCACGUGCGAGCGAGCAGGCGGCGCCGCGGCGACUGCGGGUGGACGGCACCGCGCCUGCGCACUACGUCACGCGCGUCGAGCGUGCGCACACGCACAGCGACCACGAGGAGAAGGGCGUUAAACUCGGAUUGGGAGAUUUCAUUUUUUAUAGUGUGUUAGUAGGUAAAGCUAGUUCAUAUGGAGACUGGAAUACCACCCUCGCCUGUUUUGUAGCAAUACUUAUUGGACUGUGUUUGACGUUGCUGUUGUUGGCGAUUUUCAAGAAAGCGCUUCCUGCUCUACCUAUCUCUAUAACCUUCGGUCUCAUAUUUUACUUCGCGACCCGCUACGUCGUCAAGCCCUUCGCAGACGCGCUCGCCGCUGACCAAGUCUUUAUUUAGGAGCUAACACAUUCGCUACUUUUAAAAAAUACCGUCAUUCUGCUGUAGCCUGUUUUUUUAACAAAUUUCAAAAUGCUUUUUCUAAAGCAGCCAGACUCAACCAAAGUAGCUAAACAACACAAUUUGUUAUAUUAUUAUAAAAGACAAACCAGAUUGCGCUCGGCGUUGACAUUGUUUAAAAAUAUCGUUCUUUUUUCAAAAUGACCUAAACAAAAUCGAAAUGGUACUACGUUGUGCCUCGAAAGAAGUUGCAGGUCGUAUUAUAAAUGUAAUAUGAGAAAAGAAAUGGUUGAGUAUGAUUGUUGUGCGACAGCGGCUUGAAACUGUUCAGCUCGAUUUGUGUUAUCACACAGGUUUUUAUAACAUGCUUUAUACAGCUAACAAAAUUCACCACUAGUACGAAAAUUUAUAACACGAAAUUGCAUUUAAGGCUAAAACAAAGACAAUUAUCUAACUGAACAGAUGUUGUAAUAUUUGCCAAUGAUAACUUGAAUAAUAUUUAUUGUCUAAAAUUAAGAAACAUUGGUAUUUUCACGAUAAAAAAAAUGCAUUAUAAUAAUAAAGAAAUAUUUGGACUGAAUCAUAAUAGGUUCGUUUUUAGGCUAGUUACGGACUACUGAGAUAGUGUAGGAUUAAAGUUAGCAUAAUGAAGUUAGCAAAUUGAAUUUGUUAUGCAAUAAUUUUAAAAGGUCACGUAUAUUAGCGUAAUGUUUGCUAGUAUGUACAUAGUAAAUAUUGUCUAGAUAGUCUACAGCCAUUGUAGAUAGUUGUUCUGUGUGAAUUCACUAUGUAAGUUAAUGUCCACAGGUAAUUUAGUUAUAUAGUGUUGGAAAAUAAUUGUAUUUAAUUAAAUCGCAUUAUUCAUAAACGUUUAUUAAAUUAAUUUUUU